This is a messenger RNA of Parasteatoda tepidariorum (common house spider), 531 nucleotides long. RefSeq names its product nose resistant to fluoxetine protein 6. NCBI's taxonomy places the organism in Eukaryota, Metazoa, Arthropoda, Arachnida, Araneae, Theridiidae. Gene Ontology annotation, molecular function: acyltransferase activity, transferring groups other than amino-acyl groups. The record is from RefSeq and is a predicted model, not a curated record.
UUAUUGACGCUAGUGGUAAAACAAUUGAUGGUGCAAUUAGCGGUUCAAUGUCGUCCUUCGGAGCCUAUGACGAGUGUAUAAAUACAAUAGUACCAAGCAAGAGAUCUGGAGAUAAAGGAAACAUUUUGUUUAGAGGACAAUAUUGCACAAUAGAUUUCAGACCUCCACUUCCACCGAUGAAGAACUUCUACAAGCUAGACGAAGUUUUGGAUGAUUUCAAGAACUUCUCCAAAGGAGACACUGUUUUAAGCGAAGCAGCAAAAAUCUCACAUUUCUUUUAUUUCUUGACCUUGAGAAUAGGAAUAUGUGUUCCUUCUGGGUGCAGCCUGGAAGAUAUUAACCAACUAGCGAGCAAACUUUUUUCAUCUUUCUACCUUGAUGCUCAUGCAUCAAGAUGUGAAAUAAAGCAAGAAGAGGAAUACCCACCGAAAAUAAUUUUCGUUAUGUUUGUCUAUUGCUUGGCCGGUUUUUUCAUGUUAAUUGGAUCUUUGAUUGAUUUAUAUUGUUACUAUACCAAAGCUUCGUUUAAAG